CGAGCGUGUAGAUAGUUUGGCAGUGGUUGAACUGCCACCAGAAAAAAGUUACUGUAUGUCUUAUCGAUAACAUUGAAACGGGGCAUAUUGGCUUAUCAGAACCGCGCGCCAGUGUCACUACCCUGUACCAUUUCCGCGUUUUCAGCUUCGCCUCCUACUCUAGUUUUAGUUCAAAAUUAAUAUUACCCUUCUUGUCUAGCAUCAUCUGACAUAGAGACGUUCGAUUUUACCGCCUUGCUACUUCCUUUUUCAGCCCUCAAGUGGCUUAGUUGUAUCAUCGCGGCUAAUACUCCGCUAUUCGGUCCGCGUUCAGCGUGGGGCACUGUCCUUCAAUGUCAAGCUUAAAGUCAUCAGUCUUCCCCUCACCAGCAACAACCCAGCCAACCUCUGGUAAACAUCCACUUGUAGGGAAUUCAAGAUAUUCAUCAUGUCUGUUGAAGUUAUUACUACAAUCUCCCCCACCACCAACGAGCCCGUCCUCACAAGGAAUGGAGCUUCCGCAGCUGACUUAGAGCUCCUCCCCAAGGUCGCCACAGAGGCGUUCCAGAAGUUCCGCAAGACCACACUUAAGGAGCGUCAGGAAAUCGUCAAGAAGUUCCUCAAGAGUCUUCUUGACCAUGAAGCUGAGCUUGCGGAAGAGCUCACAACACAGAUGGGACGACCCAUCGCCUACACUGGCAAGGAAAUCCAGACUGCAGUCAAGCGAGGAGAGUAUCUGCUAAAGAUCAGUGAUGAGGUGCUCAAGGAUACCGACGGCGAACCUGAACAAGGGUUCAAGCGAUUCAUCCGCAAGGCUCCCGUUGGUCCUGUGCUCAUCAUUUUUGCUUGGAAUUACCCAUACCUUAUCCUCGUCAACUCUCUGAUCCCCGCUAUCCUUGCCGGAAACACGGUGAUCUUGAAACCAUCGCCUCAGACCCCAACGAUUGUGGAGCAUGUUGCCAAAUUGUUCACAGAGGCUGGACUCCCCGAUGGCGUUGUCCAGUAUUUCCACUGCGGCUCGCCUACCACCAUGGAGACCAUCGUGCGUGACCCCAAGAUUGCCCUGGUGUGCUUUACAGGCUCCGUCGCUGGAGGUCUUGCCGUGCAAAAGGCCGCUGCUGAUCGCAUCGUAAAUGUCGGUCUUGAGUUGGGUGGAAAGGACCCCGCCUACAUCCGCGAUGACGUUGAUAUUGCGUGGGCUGCUGAAGAAAUUGUGGACGGAGCCAUUUUCAACUCUGGCCAGAGCUGCUGCUCUCUAGAGAGAAUCUACGUUGAUGCCAAGGUUCACGACGCGUUUGUCGAGGCGGUGCAGAACGUGCUCAAGGGCUACAAGCUUGGCGAUCCUUCUGAUAAGAACACACACAUCGGACCAGUGAUCUCGAAGCGUUCCAAGGAAGCGAUUGAGGCGCACAUCGCGGACGCGGUGGCCAAGGGUGCCAAGGAUGCGACACCUGAGAAUGAGACAUUCGCUAACCCCCCAAGCAAGGGCAACUUUGUGAAACCAACGCUGCUGACCGGCGUCGACCACACCAUGACGGUUAUGACGGAAGAGACAUUUGGCCCCGUUAUUCCAGUGAUGAAGGUGUCGAGCGAUGCCGAGGCCAUCCAGCUGAUGAACGAUAGUGAAUUUGGCCUGACUGCUAGCAUCUGGACCAAGGAUACGGCAAAGGGCUACGAAUUGGCCGAGGACGUGGAAGCAGGCACCGUUUUUGUCAACCGCUGUGACUUCCCCAGCCCGGACCUUGCAUGGACGGGAUGGAAGAAUUCCGGACGUGGCCAGACACUUGGUCGAUUCGGCUUCGAGGCCUUUGUCAAGUCAAAGAGCUUCCACUUGAAGGACUACCCAAAAUAGACUAGAACCAACCCAAAGGAGAGACACUUGGUUUUACAACGAUCAAAUCGCGUUCUUUAGGGCUCGGUUAGCUCUGUCUCUGUGUGUUUUUUUCAUGGCCUAUUUUUUUAAUGUUUGCAACGCUAUAGAUGAAUCAAAAGUAUUGAAGAAGCUGACUGGCGCGUUUUUCUCGUAUCGAAGGGAGACAGAAGAUGUACGGGUUUGACACACGAGGCAGAAGCGAGAAAGCUAUGACGUAACUUUACACCUGGCCAGAAGAGCACCGGUGUAGAAGUAAGCUGAAAAAAAAAGUAAUUGCCGAUGGCAGCAGAUUGCUCAUUUGAAUUUGGAAUCGCCGAACGACAACGUACGAACGGAGGCGGCGGCUUGGUCUGGAUUUUGCCCUGGCUGAGCAAAAGAAGCAAACAUUCAACCCAGGAACGCGGUCCAGAGCGAUUAGCGAGACUGGCUAGCUGGUAAUGUGGCUUAGCGCGCCAUUCAACAAUUGAAAAAGCCUACGAGGGCGGGUGUUAAAUUUGUGCUACUGUGUAAAGACGAUGGGUGGUGUGCUAGCUGGGAUGAGAUAUGAGGCGUCGAGGCCCGAUCUUGUUCGGAAGACGCAGGGACCAGCGUAUUGGGACGGUGAGGGUAGGACAAGGCAAAAGGGAAUGCAUCACAGGGCGCAAAUUAACCAGCAGGGCAGAUGCGGCCGCAGAGAAGCAGCCGAGGAGACCGGCGGAGUGUGCUGUUCUUGUUUACCACAUGGUGAGAGCGUCGGUGAAGCCCGGGCCGCAGACUGCGCGUGUAAGAGAGGAGCUUGCUUUGCUUAAACGUAAGAGAGAGUAUUACAUAGCCAGCGCACAAGUCUAUGCGGCUAGGGUUAAAGCAACGGCAUAAUAGUGGCGGCGGUACGCAUUGACGCUCUCGGAGGCAGGGCCCUGAUCGGCAUAGCCUUUCAUUUCUGAUCUGCGGCACUUGUUUUGCCCGCGUGGAAUAUGCUCUGCCCAGUAAGAGCAUGGGAAAAAAAGAACCAUGUCCAGGCGAGAUGAUACAUGUUGGGUAAUGGAGAGUCACAUCGCAACCCACCAGACUCGCCAGGUGUCUUUUGAUGGUGCUAUCGUGGCGUCAAACUGUUGCACAGCCAGGCUGAAAAAGGAAAUGAAGAAACUUUUGCUAGAAAAAAAGAAAUUAAAAUAAAUCAAGGCAAUAUCCAAUGCGGAAUAUUCAACGAGGAGGGUAUAAAAAUUAACGGACUAGAGAAGCUGAGAACCAGGCAAUGUCUCGGGGUUCAAGGGCUACUACGCGAGUGGUAGUUCUUCUCCCUUUUGCUCUUCAAGCGGCUAGGCUGACGUAGACGUGUCUAGCGUGUAAAUGGAAAAACAAAAAUAAAAUAAAAUAGAACAGAAAGGGAGAUGGCUUGUGAAUGCAAUAGAGUGUGAUUGCUACAAAUCAUGCGUGUAUUUCUCUUUAGUACCGGGGCUAAUUUGCGAGUGACAGGUUCAAGUUGGCUGAUGGGCUGUGACAGCUCACCAAUGGGCUGAUAACGCCAGGUACAGUACAGUGCUGCAUGGUAACGCUGCUGUAAAUUUACAGGUGCAGUGCAGAGCCUCCGAGCAGAGCCCUAGCCGCUAUAGCAUGUGCUUGGCAACAGCCAAUCUGCGCUCUUGGCUUGUGACGAAGCCACGGCAGGUAUUCCUCCAUUUAUUCCUUUUUAAUAUUAAUUCUAUUUUUUUCUCGCAUCAUCGUCACUGGCUAGUUUCAUAUCGUGCAUCUUGCUCCCUCGGCUCUUCCGAUUCGCCUACCCGCGUCCGUGAGCAGCAGUCAUCAUCACGAAACACCAGACGAUGGUGCGACAAAGGUUGCCUUGCUGCACAAGCCCACGGACCUCGUCUGUCCUCCGCCUCUUUUUUUCCUUCUCUUUUUUCCCUGUAUACGGGGCUCAAACAAACAUGAAGGAAUACCCUCGUUUUUCUUCAGCACAUAUGCAGGCAGACAAACGAAAAGGAGAGCUUCCUUCGCCUCGUCCAUUCACUGAGACACCAUUCCCCAAAAAGCCCGUUCAGGCGCAGCAUUGCCUGCAAGGGCGGGUAAGCUGGCAUUCCAUUCCAAUCGCCUCUUAAACCUUGUGCAUCACUUCCAAUAUAAGGAAAUACAUUUAAAUAAAAAGAAAAAGAAAAAAAGAUCGAUCAGGCUAGUCCACAUUCAGUGAAAUCCCCCCUUCACUCUGCCCGCCCAGCCACCCCCAUCUUGCACCACCGCUACCACCAACCUACCGCUACGGUACCUCCCCCCUGCUACUACUGCUCUAAUCGGCCGCUAUAGAUGCCCUGUGGCCCGCGCUGAGACAACGCACCGCCGCGACCCAAGACCUCGGGCGCCUUCAGCCGGAUUAAAAUAAAACAAAUGAAAAUAAAAAAUCCAUUAAAUCUAUGCGUACCGUGACAUUGUGCUGCACUCACCUUUUUUCCUUUCCCGCGUUGGGAAUGGAGGCUCGUGUCUGACACCCGGCCUCCAAGCUGGCUUCUUUUAUAUAUUCACCUGCCUCACCUCUCCUCCUCUGCCCAUGCUUCCGUUUCCUCCUCAUCGCUACGUUCUUUGUUCCCAGC
Messenger RNA from [Torrubiella] hemipterigena, 4416 nucleotides. The record is from the annotation of a GenBank genome assembly. Lineage: Eukaryota; Fungi; Ascomycota; Sordariomycetes; Hypocreales; Clavicipitaceae.